Neomonachus schauinslandi (Hawaiian monk seal) is the source of this 1367-nucleotide messenger RNA. It is a transcript of the gene GPR68, whose product is annotated as G protein-coupled receptor 68. The record is from RefSeq and is a predicted model, not a curated record. Gene Ontology annotation, cellular component: membrane. Gene Ontology annotation, biological process: cellular response to pH; G protein-coupled receptor signaling pathway. Gene Ontology annotation, molecular function: G protein-coupled receptor activity. The transcript is spliced from 2 exons. The coding region runs from base 180 to 1262 and encodes 360 amino acids. NCBI's taxonomy places the organism in Eukaryota, Metazoa, Chordata, Mammalia, Carnivora, Phocidae.
AUUUUGAAAACCAAGUAGAAAUGAUCAGAGUGCAAGUCCUAGGGGGCUUACCCACCACCGAGGAGGCCCAGCUUUUGAUACAGCUUGAGCCACAGCCGGCGAACAAGAUGGCUGUAGAGAGACCGGCCCGGUCCCUGAGCCGGUGAGGGGCGAGGCGCCCAGCGCCCUGAGGCCCAAAGAUGGGGAACGUCACUGCGGAGAACAGCUCGCUGUGCGCCAUUGACCACACCAUCCACCAGACUCUGGCCCCGGUGGUCUACGUCGUGGUGCUGGUGGUGGGCUUCCCGGCCAACUGCCUGUCCCUCUACUUCGGCUACCUGCAGAUCAAGGCCCGGAACGAGCUGGGCGUGUACCUGUGCAACCUGACCUUGGCCGACCUCUUCUACAUCUGCUCGCUGCCCUUCUGGCUGCAGUACGUGCUGCAGCACGACCACUGGUCGCACGGGGACCUGUCCUGCCAGGUGUGCGGCAUCCUCCUCUACGAGAACAUCUACAUCAGCGUGGGCUUCCUCUGCUGCAUCUCCAUCGACCGCUACCUGGCCGUGGCCCACCCCUUCCGCUUCCACCAGUUCCGCACGCUCAAGGCGGCCGUGGGCGUCAGCGCGCUCAUCUGGGCCAAGGAGCUGCUGAGCAGCGUCUACUUCCUCAUGCACAAGGAGGUGGUGGAGGACGAGGACCGGCACCGCGUCUGCUUCGAGCACUACCCCCUGGAGCCAUGGCAGCGGGGCAUCAACUACUACCGCUUCCUCGUGGGCUUCCUCUUCCCCCUCUGCCUGCUGCUGGCCUCCUACCGGGGCAUCCUGCGGGCUGUGUGCCGCAGCCACGGCACCCAAAAGAGCCGCAAGGACCAGAUCCAGCGGCUGGUGCUCAGCACCGUGGUCAUCUUCCUGGCCUGCUUCCUGCCCUACCACGCUCUGCUGCUCGUGCGCAGCCUCUGGGAGGCCAGCUGCCAGUUCGCCAAGGCCGUCUUCAACGCCUACCACUUCUCCCUGCUCCUCACCAGCUUCAACUGCGUGGCCGACCCCGUGCUGUACUGCUUCGUCAGCGAGUCCACGCACCGGGACCUGGGCCGCCUCCGGGGGGCCUGCCUGGCCUUCCUCAGCUGCGCGGGCCCCGGCCGCGCCCGGGAGGCCUACCCGCUGGGCGCCGCCCAGGCCUCGGGGAAGGGCGAUGAGCCCGAGCUGUUGACCAGGCUCCACUCGACCUUCCAGACCCCGAACUCGCCCGGAGCCGGGGGGUCGCCCGCGGGCGGCGUGGCCUAGCCGGGGGUCUCGCCGUGGGGGGCCGGGGGAGGCCCGAGCUCGCCGCUCCGCCACGGGCAGGUGCCUCCUUCUGCCCCAGGGAACCAUGGGCUGCGGCCCGCGCGG